This is a messenger RNA of Colletotrichum gloeosporioides, 1092 nucleotides long. RefSeq names its product Oxidase FUB9. Gene Ontology annotation, molecular function: FMN binding; oxidoreductase activity. The transcript has 6 exons. The record is from RefSeq and is a predicted model, not a curated record. Lineage: Eukaryota; Fungi; Ascomycota; Sordariomycetes; Glomerellales; Glomerellaceae. Bases 1 to 1092 code for a protein of 363 amino acids.
AUGGUGAACUCAUCAUUACAAGAAGUCCUCACCAUCUCGGAGCUGAAGCGAGCAGCUUCCGCUAAGCUGGACAAGACCGCCCGAGAGUAUUUCAAUGAAGGAGCGAUGGAUAUGAUCACGCUCAGAGAUAACGAGCAUGCUUUCGACAAGUACAAAAUUCGUCAACGCAUUCUCGUCGAUGUAGCCUCAGUAGACACGAGGAUUGCCAUGUUGGGGUCCGAAAUUACUCUCCCGCUCGCUUUCGCACCCGCUGCUAUGCACGGUCUUGCUCAUCAUGAAGCUGAGAAGGGCACUUCAAGAGCUGCCGCAGCCAAAGGUAUCCCUAUGGGACUUUCAACUUAUGCGACCACCUCGCUUGAGGAUGUCAUAGAAGAGAAGGGAAAAAGCUCGAAUCCUUACAUGUUUCAACUGAGCGUCACAAAAGACCGCUCGGUCCCACUGGAUUUGAUGAAGCGGGCAGAGAAGGCGGGAUAUAGAGCACUCAUACUGACAGUUGAUGCACCUGUCCUUGGCCGACGUCUGAACGAAACCAGGAACAAGCUGACCCUACCAGAUAAUCUGUGUUUGCCAAAUUUGGGAGGCGUUCGUUCGCAUCAUAAUCCUGGGCGGGAUGCUAGCAAUUCUUGGGAAUCGAUCAUCCCCUGGGUGAAGUCUCACACCACGCUCGAGGUUUGGCUCAAAGGCAUAUACUGCAGCGAGGAUGUACUACUUGCUAUUAAAUACGGACUCGAUGGAAUCAUUGUUUCCAAUCACGGUGGGAGACAGCUGGAUGGCGCCGCUGCGACUAUCGACGUGCUGCCCGAAUGUGCCGAAGCUGCCAAAGGCAGAAUCAAGAUUGGAAUUGACGGUGGCAUCCGUCGUGGGUCUGACAUUUUCAAAGCCUUAGCUCUUGGGGCCGACUGUUGCUUUGUGGGGCGGAUUCCCAUUUGGGGUCUUGCGUACAAUGGAGAAGAGGGAGUCAAGCUGGCAGUCGACAUUCUGGAGCAAGAGUUGAGGACGACUAUGGCCCUUGCCGGGUGCUCCUCCAUCAAGGAGAUUUCGCGCCAUCAUCUGUCUAUGCUGGGAACAAAUGGGAUCUUGUCUAGACUAUGA